GGCGGGCAUUGCGCCGGAGCGCGGGAGCGGUGGCGGGAUCGAGCUGAGGGGAUGGGAAUCCAUGGCCUGGCCAAGCUUAUUGCCGAUGUGGCUCCUGGCGCCAUCCGGGAGAAUGACAUCAAGUCUUACUUUGGCCGGAAGGUCGCUAUAGAUGCUUCCAUGAGCAUCUACCAGUUCCUGAUCGCCGUGCGGCAGGGAGCUGAAGUCCUUCAGAACGAGGAGGGCGAGACCACAAGCCACCUGAUGGGCAUGUUCUACCGGACCAUCCGCAUGGUGGAGAACGGCAUCAAGCCAGUUUACGUCUUUGACGGCAAGCCCCCGCAGCUGAAAUCGGGGGAGCUGGCAAAGCGGACUGAGCGCCGGGCUGAGGCCGAGAAACACCUGCAGGAGGCUCAGGAGGCUGGAGAGGAGACCAACAUUGAGAAAUACAGCAAGAGGCUGGUCAAGGUGACCCAGCAGCACACCGAUGAGUGCAAGAAGUUACUAACACUGAUGGGCAUCCCCUAUGUGGAGGCGCCGGGGGAGGCUGAAGCCAGCUGUGCUACCUUGGUGAAGGCUGGGAAGGUCUACGCAGCUGCCACAGAAGAUAUGGAUUGCCUGACCUUCGGCAGUCCCGUCCUGAUGCGGCACCUUACUGCCAGCGAGACAAAGAAGCUGCCCAUCCAGGAGUUUCACCUGAAUCGUAUUCUGCAGGAUCUAGACCUGACCUGGGAGCAGUUUGUGGAUCUGUGUAUCCUCCUGGGCUGUGACUACUGCGAGAGCAUCCGUGGCAUUGGGCCCAAGCGUGCUGUUGAGCUCAUCAAGGAGCACAAAACCAUUGAGAAGAUCAUUCAGCAGAUAGACACCAAGAAGUACCCUCUGCCUGAGAACUGGUUGCACAAAGAGGCCCAGAAGCUUUUUCUAGAGCCUGAUGUGGUCAACCCCGACUCUGUUGAGCUGAAGUGGACCGAGCCGAAUGAAGAGCAGCUCGUCCAGUUCAUGUGCGGGGAGAAGCAGUUCAAUGAGGAGCGGAUCCGCAACGGGGUCAAGAGGCUGAGCAAAAGCCGGCAGGGCAGCACGCAGGGCCGGCUGGACGACUUCUUCAAGGUGACGGGCUCUAUCACGUCAGCCAAGCGCAAAGAGCCAGAGACCAAGGGGUCAGCAAAGAAGAAAGCCAAGACCAACAACGCCGCAGCCGCAAAGACCAAAAAGGGAAAAUAGCCACACUGUCCCACCAUAAACCCCUGUGAUGGGGUUUUGUGCUCAACCAGGAAUUUUAGGCUAAUAACAAACGGUUGUCUUUGUCCUGCGUGUUAGUGCUAGGAAGGAUGCUGCUAAAGUGCUUCCCAACAAGGCUAGGUUAGUGAAUCGAAUAAGCGUCUUCCUGCACAGCAGUAGUAACAUAUGAGGCUAGGAGAGAGCUGAAACCACCGCAGCAUGGGGGGGUUGGAGGGGUGAGGAACCAGGGAGUUGUAUUCAGCAGCAGCGUUCAUUGGUUUGAGACUUUUGAUGAGGAGACAACGGGAGGUGAUACCCAGGCUGUGGAGUUAAAGGGAGGCACUGAUCACAAACACCCUCUCUGAUUUAAGAAAUAAAAAGUUGAACAGCUAGUGACUGAGAACUGGGUACAAAUAAUAAAGAGAGAUUUCUGCCUGACACAAUCCAUCCAAAAAGAGGGAGCUGCAAGCAGCAGAGGCUGAAGGAAAAUCUGGGGAGAUGUGAAUGGACGG
Haliaeetus leucocephalus (bald eagle) is the source of this 1709-nucleotide messenger RNA. RefSeq names its product flap structure-specific endonuclease 1 (gene FEN1). Gene Ontology annotation, molecular function: 5'-3' exonuclease activity; DNA binding; magnesium ion binding. Gene Ontology annotation, cellular component: nucleus. NCBI's taxonomy places the organism in Eukaryota, Metazoa, Chordata, Aves, Accipitriformes, Accipitridae. Bases 52 to 1200 code for a protein of 382 amino acids. The record is from RefSeq and is a predicted model, not a curated record. The transcript has 2 exons.